Messenger RNA from Drosophila mauritiana, 2889 nucleotides. Its product is annotated as scavenger receptor class B member 1. Gene Ontology annotation, molecular function: scavenger receptor activity. The record is from RefSeq and is a predicted model, not a curated record. The transcript has 7 exons. Gene Ontology annotation, cellular component: membrane; cytoplasm. Bases 1096 to 2889 code for a protein of 597 amino acids. Lineage: Eukaryota; Metazoa; Arthropoda; Insecta; Diptera; Drosophilidae.
UCUCGAUUCAUUUACAUAAGAUAUGAACGGAGCCCAAAAUUGUAAGUCUUUAAAUAUAUUCGUGUUCAUGUGUGAACAGUUCCGUAAGGUUCUCGGCCAGAUAGUGCGUGGGCCGGCCCGAGUAUGUAGCUAAUAGCUAAUCGCAGCAAAGCAAAAAUUUGCAAGUGGAUCAACCGGUGGCAGUGGGCCAAACUCGUACUCCGUGCGCAGAUAAUCAAAUUCCGCAAGGCAGUCCGUCUUUAAUUGCUGCUUUUGACUGGAAGUGGCGGCGGAAGCUAGUCCGCGCUAGAUUCGUGCACUAGCAUCUGGGCAGGAAAACUGCAGUACGGUUGUAAAACCUGAUAUUGCUCCAGCUCUAACUCUAGCUCCAACUCUACGCUCCAGCUGCAGCUGGAAUUAAAACAACAACAGACCAGCCAGUGCGAUCGAGCCCACAAAAGAGACGGCGACAAAACAAAGAAGCGGGCGAACAAAGAACGCGCAGCAACAAAAGAACGAAGGAACACAGAGGCACAGGCACACCAGCACUGAUACAGACAGCAGAUACAAAACGAGUCUGUCGCACAGAUACAUCUCAUAGGUGGGGUGCAUCCAGCAGGAGCAUCUAUCGGUAGGGGAGCGAAACGAGACCCGAAAAAACCCAAUAAACACGACUGUGUUCAGCCAGCGUUAACGCGACGAAAUUGUUAAUUAAGACGCCAAAUGUUUGGCAGACUUCGAAAGUGCGGAGCACUGAACAGCGAGUAAACAACGAGAAAGAGAGUGGCAGAGAACGCCAGAUAAGCGCGUGUGGGUGCAGUUCGUCUCCGAGAGAGUGGUUCCGAUUCCAACGGAGCGCGCACGUUUGUGUUGCCCACCGAAAAUCAGCUGGUGCCCAAAGCUCAUUCCAAGUGCACGCUGAUCGUGACCGCGCUCUCUGCAAGCGCUCUCCAGCUCAGUGCCACCCACUCACCCCCUUUCUAUCGCCACGCAUCACGUUAUCAGCCAAUGCCUCUUUUCUGCAACUGAAUCGAAGAGGAGGAGCGCAGAGGGAAGUACGAACCAUUUGCGAUCUCGAGAGGUCGACAACGUGCAGCGACAGACUAUCUGAAAACAAUGUCACAUACCAAAGAUGCAGAGAUGCCCAUGCCAGCUCGGCAGGAAUCUGAUCGUACAGCGGCCCCAUCCGUUCCUAAAUCCCUCACUCUGAACUCCACACGGAGUGGGGUGGGCACGGGAAACUUCGGGGGAUACGGCAUGACGAACGGGGCCGAGAAACCUUCUGUGCUGCACAUGAUAAUGGAAGCCUUGGGUCUGCGCAAUCAGGCUCAAAACCGCGAGCCAACAUCCAAGGAUAUUGGAACGCUGAUAAUGCUAGGCGUAAUGUUUUUGCUCUUUGUAAUCAGCGUGACCGGAUUCUUCGUAAUGUGGUUCACCGAAUAUUACAACAACACCAUUCUGGAGAACCUGAUCCUGGCCGAGAACUCGGAUACCGCUAAUAGUUGGCUUAACCCCGAUCCUAAGUACGACACUUUGCUAAAGGCUCACAUUUUUCACUACCCCAACAUCGAUGACUACUUAGCAGGGCGGGCCGAUAAAAUAAAGGUCGUGGAUGUGGGACCUCUCACCUACCAGGAACACACUGUUAAAGAUGAAGUUUCCUUUAACAAAAAUUUCACUGUUAGCUUCAGGGACCGCAAGUCUUAUAAGUUUCUCCCGGAAAAGUCGUCUAUUGGGGAACACGAAGUGGUUAGGGUGCCCAAUGUGCCCCUUAUCUCUGCCGCCGGACCAGUUAAGCGCAUGAAGGCUUUUGAACGCUUAGCUGUAUCUACUUGGAUCAAACAAUUCAAGGAGCCUCUCUUUAAGGAGCUUACGGUUUCCGAAUAUCUCUGGGGUUAUGAGGACAGCAUUAUCAAGUUGAAAUCACUGGGCAGAGGCCGGCGACGAUUUGGUCUUCUGAUGAGCCGCAAUGGGACUAGUGUGGAUUCGGUCCAGCUUAACACAGGCGAGGACGACAUCACCAAGUUCAGCAUCAUUACCCAGUUUAACGGCAUGCCCCAGUUGGACUACUGGGAGGGCGAUGAGUGCAAUCGCAUCGACGGCUCCGAGCCUUCUAUGUUCUCACCGCAUUUGCUGCAGGAUCGCAGCACCGUUAAUGUAUUCCUCCAGGUGCUGUGCCGCAAGGUGCCGCUUCACUUCGAAAAAGAGGUUACCAUCUACAACGACAUUGAUGUUCUGCGCUACCGGACGCCAAUGGACGUAUUCAGCCAUCCCUCCAAAAAUCCUGCGAACCAGUGCUAUUGUCGCAACACUGAACUGUGCUUGCCCAGCGGAGUUAUCAACGCCACCAAGUGCUACGGAGAUGCGCCCAUUUUUCCCUCGUUCCCACAUUUCUUCACGGGCGAUCCGGUGCUGUACCAAGACUUUGAGGGUAUUGAACCAGACGCAGCAGUGCAUCAAACCUAUGCCGACAUCCAUCCUCGAUUCGGUUUUCCAAUUAGCGGCGCGUCCCGUGUCCAGAUAAACAUAAUGCUGGACAAGACGCCGAUAUUGAGAAAUCAGGGCGGUAGAUUGAAGAACACUACCAUCCUUCCUCUUAUGUGGAUCGAGAUUACGUCGGGAGACUUUUCCGAGGAGGUGCUCCACACGCUGUACUUAAGCACCUUUGGUCUAAAUGCCAUUCAGCAAACUCUUAAAUACGGCACCCUGCUCAUAUCGGUGACAUCGUUCAGCCUGAUCGUAGCCGGCGUCUAUUACCUGAACAGCAGGCGGGAGGAGCAGCUCCAGGAGAGCAAGACGUCCGCUGAGCUGGAGGCACUGAACGGCGGUGAGAACAUCAUCGUUGUGCACCACAUUGACAUGCCCGUUCCACUGCCCGUUCAAGAGGGGGGCAACCAUCAGGGAACGUAA